AUGAAUCAUACAAAUUCGACGCUCAUAGCAUUUGAGGCAAUUCACUCUGAUGAUGCUACGUGGAUUCUGACGUCAGCAUUUAUUAUCUUCACGAUGCAGUCUGGUUUUGGCUUACUUGAGGCAGGUAUGGUGUCAAAGAAAAAUGAAACCAACAUUAUGGUUAAAAACGCUAUGGACGUCGUCUAUGGGAGCUUUGCCUAUUGGCUGUUUGGAUACGGUUAGUUUUUUUUGUUGUUCUUGUGGCUCACAGAACAUAUAAGAAACUUAGCCAAACAUACUUUCUGUCAAAGAUCACAUUCUCUACUGUGUUUAUGAUUCAUAUGUGUAACUUACGUUUCAUUUGGUGCAAAUACACUUACCUUAUUUCACUUGUUUACAUCUUCAAUAGCUCUCAGAAAAUGCAGUUUUCAUAAAAUGUUUUGCCUCGGCCGUUUGCAGGUUUAAGCUUUGGUCGUGAUCAGGGAACGACUGCUUUCAAUGGGUUUGGUAAAUUCUUGACAGACGCAGAUGACCACGAGAUGGGAAAAGUCUUUGCCAAUUAUUUCUUCCAUCUUUCCUUUGCCACGACAGCGACAACCAUAGUUUCCGGCGCCAUGGCCGAGCGGGUGGAACUUAAAGCGUAUAUUCUAUUUUCAUUUCUCAACACCAUUUCCUAUUCCCUUCCGGCACAUUGGAUCUGGGAGCCUCACGGUUGGUUGCACGAGCUUAAUGCUGUGGAUAUCGCCGGUUGUGGUCCGGUUCAUGUAGUAGGCGGCUUUAGCGGGUUUGUAGCAACGAUCUACCUGAAACCUCGACUGGGAGUGUUCGAUGAGAACUACCGCCCCAGUAAAGCAAUGGCAUCGCCUACUAAUGUUAUGCUUGGAGCAUUCAUGUUGUGGUGGGGGUGGCUUGGGUUCAAUUGUGGAAGUACCUUUGGGAUAACAGGAGGGAAAUGGAUAUUGGCAUCCAGGUUAGUAGAGGGAGACGAGGGGUUCUGCGCAGUGGUGGAGGUGGUGGAGUGACGUCACAAUAGCUCAGGGGAUUAAACUGAUGAGAUCAUCAUCUAAAAAUAGAAAGGUAUUCUGUCUAACAAUCUAGGGAGUUGACGUCAUCAAAAAAACGAUGAGAUCAUCAUCAAAAUAAUCAUUUAAUAUGGUAACUGGUGAGAUGACAUCAUCAGCUUAAAUUAGAAAGGGUUUUUUGACAUGAUCAGCUAUUUUCUAUAGUCUAUGACAUCAUUAUUUAUUUUCAUCUUUUUAAGAUCAUAUAAAUGAAGGUUAUUAUUAUUAAUCAUUAUUAUCAUGCAAAACGAAAAUGGUUAUUAUUCAGUCUUUCAUAAGAAUAAAGUUUAAUCAUUAUAUCGUAUGAUAGCGAGGACCAUAGUUCCCCCCUCAAAAGAAAUAACGUCUCUCAAGAAAACAUUUUGCAACCUCUCAGGGUCAACAAUUUCCAAGCUGAAAGAACUCCAUUCUGAAGUAUUUCUAAAAGUUACUUUGGGCAGACUCUUAUUGUUCUUGAAAUUUGCAGAGGAUCUGGAACUGACGCAGGAAGAAUGAGGACAAUUAUAUGCUGUUAUUUAUAUGCUGUUAUUUAUCCCACUUUAAUAUAUCAAAUCUGAGAGCAGUUAUAUAAGGCGAUGAUGUAGGCAGUAAAAUCUUAAGACUGGAACAUUGCGAAGUGAUUAGAGCGAUGAGUUGUUGUCCACCAUCGACCACUUUUGGACAUCGUUAGUCAGUUAAUUAUGCGAGUUCGCAAGCCCACCGUUGCAUACAAAUUAGUACAGCUCUGCAGGAAAAGCCCCAAGAGAGAACUUUCAAGUGACUUAUUAUCAUAAAAACAAUGAAAACAUAAAAUAACUUAACAAGGAUCAAUUGAAACACGCGACUUACAAUUGCGAGCAAUAAAGUUUUUUUUAAAAAAACUUUAUUAAAAACCAAUAACUAAAAGAGUCAAAUACACAGCGAUUUGAAAGGGAAAGGGAUAAAAAUUAAUCCUUUGACUGACUAUUACAAAUUCGUUUUCUCCGUUCUACUGACGAGGAAUAAUAAAUAAUCCUUCCCUGUCUACGCAAUUUUCCUAUAGCCUCUAAGCGAAGAGUUCGACUUUCUUUGUUUCUUUCGGUUUGUCUUGUUCUUUGUAGUUGUUCUUUUAACUUUUGCUUUAAAAGAGGCUUUAUUUGAUCUUGAAAGUUCGUACACCGUUUCUUGUGUCUGUACUGGACUGCGAGUACUAGUUGAGUUAUUUUUUCCGGAAUUAUCCGCUUCACUUUCGUAAACGACAACUUUAACUUUAGGUUGCAGUUUCGCCUCUUGUAAAUACUGUCUUCGCUGUAUGUGGUCUAACUGAUGAACAUCCGCGAGAUGGUUAGCUAAUCUGACAAGGUACUUCGCCCCGCACCAUGAAAUCGGACAGUUUCUGCAAACUCUCUUGUAAACCAUGUUCAAAAACCUGUUGACGGUUCGAUGGCUGAACACAAAUGACUUCUAUUUCGCAAAUAUUCAGGUUAUACAGAGUAUUAGAAAGGCCAAACACAGGCCCGAAAGGCCAUAACCAGGCCAGAAAGGCCAAAACCAGGCCAAAAGAGACAAAAGGAGACAAACGGGCCAUUUUCAGUCAUGUGCCUUUUUUCUCGUACACACACGUGGGUAUCGCGCGUCGCUAGUCACGCAACAGCUUUCAAUAUUGGAAUCAUCAUCUUUAUUAAGUGUAAUCACAAAUAACAGUGCCUAAUUAAAAAGUUUUGUUCUUCCUUUAGUAAUUGGUAUUUCAAAUUUCAGAUUUGCUAUUUAUUGCACAAGUUUACUGUUAUUGGUAUAAUGAUCAAGUCAUCAAUAGUUUGGUUGUUUACAGUUUUUAUUGAAAUGCAACAAUACAAAGGUCCAGGAAAUAAAAAAUUCUGUAACAUUCAUAGUAGGUCUAGUCUUGAUCUUUUGGAAUGGGCUGCUUUUGGUACAAUCGAUUUAGUAAGAAUUUUCGCUUAUCGAUAGCAAGUUCUGUCGAUUCCAACCAGUCAAAUCCUUCUGUGUCUUUAAGCUCUUUUUGAGUUUCCAUCACUUUUUUGAAGGUGGGAUCCUUUUUCAUUGCACGCAUCCACUGUAGAUUCUCUAAGAGUACUUUUCUCAGCUCUUUUCUGUAAACAGGAAGAAGAGCGUUCUCGGCUUUCACGCGGGCCACAUUUUCUGAAUCUCCGUUCCCUUCGUACUCACCGAUCAAUGCGUUGAGCUGAGUCUCAUGGCGUUUCUCGGCUUCAUCAAAUAUCCGUGACCAAGGCUCUAAGCUUUCUGUUUCUUCUUGGGAAGACUCCGUUCCUUGGCUAGAGACUUCGCUUUCUGCGCUUUCUUCGCUGUCUUCAUAAUUUCCAGCACCUUUUUGAAUAAGGUUGUAAUGGAGGUCACUGUUCCACAUCUUUUUGGUUUGAACCGCACGCGUUCUGAUAGGAAACCAAACAUCAGAAAGUAACGCGUCUUUUUUAUAGAAAAUGGGUGAAGGCGGGGUUACUAAGCUAAAUAAUAAUCGAACUUACAUCGACCAGUUAUUGAGAAGAUCAGACGGGCCAAAGCAAGGCUAAAAAGGCCAAACGAAGGUAAAAAGGGCCAAACGAAUAUCAAGACUAGACUGGCUAUGAAUUACAAAAUUUUUUAUUCCCUGGACCUUUGUAUUGUUGCAUUUCAAUAAAAACUGUAAACAACCAAACUAUUGAUGACUUGAUCAUUAUACCAAUAACAGUAAACUUGUGCAAUAAAUAGCAAAUCUGAAAUUUGAAAUACCAAUUACUAAAGGAAGAACAAAACUUUUUAAUUAGGCACUGUUAUUUGUGAUUACACUUAAUAAAGAUGAUGAUUCCAAUAUUGAAAGCUGUUGCGUGACUAGCGACGCGCGACACCCACGCGUGUGUACGAGAAAAAAAGGCACAUGACUGAAAAUGGCCCGUUUGUCUCCUUUUGUCUCUUUUGGCCUGGUUUUGGCCUUUCUGGCCUGGUUAUGGCCUUUCGGGCCUGUGUUUGGCCUUUCUAAUACUCUGUAUAACCUGAAUAUUUGCGAAAUAGAAGUCAUUUGUGUUCAUCCAUCGAACCGUCAACAGGUUUUUGAACAUGGUUUACAAGAGAGUUUGCAGAAACUGUCCGAUUUCAUGGUGCGGGGCGAAGUACCUUGUCAGAUUAGCUAACCAUCUCGCGGAUGUUCAUCAGUUAGACCACAUACAGCGAAGACAGUAUUUACAAGAGGCGAAACUGCAACCUAAAGUUAAAGUUGUCGUUUACGAAAGUGAAGCGGAUAAUUCCGGAAAAAUAACUCAACUAGUACUCGCAGUCCAGUACAGACACAAGAAACGGUGUACGAACUUUCAAGAUCAAAUAAAGCCUCUUUUAAAGCAAAAGUUAAAAGAACAACUACAAAGAACAAGACAAACCGAAAGAAACAAAGAAAGUCGAACUCUUCGCUUAGAGGCUAUAGGAAAAUUGCGUAGACAGGGAAGGAUUAUUUAUUAUUCCUCGUCAGUAGAACGGAGAAAACGAAUUUGUAAUAGUCAGUCAAAGGAUUAAUUUUCAUCCCUUUCCCUUUCAAAUCGCUGUGUAUUUGACUCUUUUAGUUAUUGGUUUUUAAUAAAGUUUUUUUAAAAAAAACUUUAUUGCUCGCAAUUGUAAGUCGCGUGUUUCAAUUGAUCCUUGUUAAGUUAUUUUAUGUUUUCAUUGUUUUUAUGAUAAUAAGUCACUUGAAAGUUCUCUCUUGGGGCUUUUCCUGCAGAGCUGUACUAAUUUGUAUGCAACGGUGGGCUUGCGAACUCGCAUAAUUAACUGACUAACGAUGUCCAAAAGUGGUCGAUGGUGGACAACAACUCAUCGCUCUAAUCACUUCGCAAUGUUCCAGUCUUAAGAUUUUACUGCCUACAUCAUCGCCUUAUAUAACUGCUCUCAGAUUUGAUAUAUUAAAGUGGGAUAAAUAACAGCAUAUAAAUAACAGCAUAUAAUUGUCCUCAUUCUUCCUGCGUCAGUUCCAGAUCCUCUGCAAAUUUCAAGAACAAUAAGAGUCUGCCCAAAGUAACUUUUAGAAAUACUUCAGAAUGGAGUUCUUUCAGCUUGGAAAUUGUUGACCCUGAGAGGUUGCAAAAUGUUUUCUUGAGAGACGUUAUUUCUUUUGAGGGGGGAACUAUGGUCCUCGCUAUCAUACGAUAUAAUGAUUAAACUUUAUUCUUAUGAAAGACUGAAUAAUAACCAUUUUCGUUUUGCAUGAUAAUAAUGAUUAAUAAUAAUAACCUUCAUUUAUAUGAUCUUAAAAAGAUGAAAAUAAAUAAUGAUGUCAUAGACCAUAGAAAAUAGCUGAUCAUGUCAAAAAACCCUUUCUAAUUUAAGCUGAUGAUGUCAUCUCACCAGUUACCAUAUUAAAUGAUUAUUUUGAUGAUGAUCUCAUCGUUUUUCUGAUGACGUCAACUCCCUAGAUUGUUUGACGGAAUACCUUUCUAUUUUUAGAUGAUGAUCUCAUCAGUUUAAUCCCCUGAGCUAUUGUGACGUCACUCCACCACCUCCACCACUGCGCAGAACCCCCCGUCUCCCUCUACUCAGGUUAGUGACAGUUGCUUGUUAAAGUUCUGUCUUGAAAGACCCUUUGGAACGCCCCCCUUCCAUCACCCCCAAGUAAAGUCAUCUAUAACAUACUUACACAGACCCAUCGGAACUCACCCCCCACCCCCACCCACUCCCCAGUAAAGUCAUCUCUAGCCUGAGAAAACAGUCGACAUUUCGCGAAGCUACCACUGGUUUCCCCGGGAAAUGACAUCUGAGUACCGAGCGCGGAAAUUCCAUACCGAUGGCGUGUCACUACACAGAUCUGGGUAGCGCUUUUGAUUGGAUGAAGCAAUUAUUCAACCAUUCAGAAGCCGACCCAGAUCUGGGUACUGACGUGUCAUCAGUGUAGAAUUUCUGCGUUUUGUUUCUAGGACGUGUCAUUUCGCGGGGAAACCAGUGGUGGCGAGGCGAAAUGUUGCAGGCUGUUUUUUUUAGGCUACGUCAUCUCUAGAGAAGGGCGCCGCCCAUUUUCAUGCAGUUUUUGAAACUUUAACGUAUCUCAGCCUCAGACUAUAUGUACAGGCUUGGAUCCCAUUACAGAAAUAACGAUCAUAAUCAAAAUCAUAAUCAUAGUCAUAACGUUGUUAUGAUCAAGUGGAGACAUACACGCACAAGCCGGGGACUUGUACGUGAAUUGUUUUCUCUGCUUUGAACUCGAUGCUCUAAAAGUGGCAUUACUGAAUAGCAGCAAUAGUUAGCAUUUUUUCCUUUUACAGUUUUCUGCUAUGUCAUUACAUGCAUUUUUCCUGUUUUUUGGUUCUUUAAAAUCUGCCAGGGAUUUAUUGUACAGUAUUGGAGGCUUGCAAGACAAAAUUCCUCAAACUUGAACGCACGCCAUUUUGAAACAGCAUGAAGUACAAGUUACUGGAAUUAAGACGCUGAUUGGCUAAAAUUCAUUGAACUAUUAUUUAACAGUUAAUGAAUGAGGCUGAGUAUCUUACGAAGAAUUAUGAAGAUCGAGGAGGAUGUUAUAAUACCCUCCGAGAUCUCCAUAAUUCUUUAUUUGAUACGAAAGGCGAAUUCAAUAACUGUUUUAUUAUUCAUUCAAAAUAAUUCCAAGUUUAAAAACAUAGCUAAAACAUGAUUUCCUCCAUCGAUCCAUCGAUGUUCAGUUCAUCUUAGAUAGUGUACGUUUAGGUUUUUCCAGCUCCGCAAAUAUUCUCCAAAUAGCAGAUGUCGCCCUUCGAGUUGUCUUCUUGCUGUUCUUGCCGUGUUUUUAGCUAUUUUUUCGCCUAGUUCUUACUCUUGAAACGAGUGAAAUGUCUGCCAUUUUUUUAAGCUCACAACCAAAACAACUCAACCUCGUCCCCAGGUCUUCUCGGUUAACGGUGCCUUAACCUGCGAAAACGCUGCAUUUUUGACGUCAUUUCCUCGUUAAAGUCAAAAUUCUUCCAAAUUUGGUCAUCAGUAGCUGGUUAUGGUGAAUUAAACGUGUGCUUUUAGCCAAUCAGAAUUGGGGAAAUAUUUUGAAUUUUCAUUAUGAGUACGACUAUAUGAGCGCAAGGUUUUACGUUCUCACUACGACAUAAGCAUAAUCAUAAAAUGACUGAUCAUUUUGUUAUGAUUAUCAUGAUGUUGAUCAUAAAAAUCUCUAUGAUUAUGUUUUUCGGCGUUCCCACUACGACAAAAACACCCCUUAUGACUACGAUUAUAAUCAUUAUGUCGCUGGUGGGAACUAGCCCUCAUAAUUAAAAGUCGAUCAUAGCGUAGCUCUCGCGCGCGAAGCGCGCGCACAGAGCACCAUGAAUAAGAAAAUGUGGUAAUCUACCUAUCCGAGAAAAUUUGGUAAUCACGUGACCGUACGCCCGACCGUCCGUCCGCACCACAGGCAUACCAAUGUUAAAUAACUCAAUCAACAGGUAUGGCAACUCAAAUGCAACUCGAGGUUAUUUUGGCGGGAAAUUGCAUAGCCACCCACGUCUUUUAAAGCAGAAGCAGCUAUAGAGUCAAUAAAGACGAAACCGGAAAGUGGAAAUUGUUUCUACAUUAUUGUUUUCUAAAGUAUUCUUUAGAUUUAUUGUCUUUUCCACAAAUUUGGAAUAUAAAGCAAGAGAAAGACAGAGAAAAAGCGGCAGGCCAGCGAAACUCAACGAGAAAAAGGGCGACAGAGAUCUAGAGCGAGAGAUAAAAAAAAGAGAGAGAAGAAAACAAAGAAAGACAUAACAUGAAAAGCGGGGGUGACAAUGCUAGCGGCCAACAAUGCAGGGAGAAAAUGAGCGGCAGUGAAAAAUAAAAGUGAACGAGAACACGUACGACAUUUCCUCCAUGAAAAACUUUCUGGAAGUUUCACGUUAUAGUAGUGCAAAACAACGGCAAAGAAAUUUACGAAAAAAGUGUGCUGCACGUGCAAAGUUGCUUUUUUGCUAAUUAGACCUAUUGUUAUUUUUUCACCGUUCUCUGGCGUUGCCUUCGCCGCUUAGCAUUUUGUUUGAACAAAAUAUAAAUAUUAUCGAGAGCUUCGCUUUUAGCCAUGGCUAAAUCUGUAUAUAAUGUUGUAUAUCCUUUCAUCACGAUCGUUGGGCUAAUGUUGCCAUUUUGGCUUGAAUAAAUUUCGGUGUGCUAUAAAUACGUUCCAAAGACACGCGUGCAAAACGUCUGCGCAUGCGCAAGGUCUCUAUUUUAAAUAAUUAAAAUUUGCAAAAUCUUCCCAUUUAAAUUGAAAAACACUUAGGAAUGUUUGAUAUGUUUAAUGGUUUGCAGCCGGUUCUAGUAUUAAGCACAACAAAAAAUUACUUAAACUAACUUAACUAACUGGUAAAGUCGUCCAGUACAAGGUUUUUCCGUCCUUGUUUUUCCACUUAGCAUGCAUUGGUCGUUUUCGUUGUUCGCAUUGACCGAGCUCAGCGACAUGAUGACCAAAACAGCAACAAUGGCUACGGCGAAGUGAUGCCAGAGCGAGCGUGGACGUUCAAACAUGAUUUUCGCCUUUGGUGCAAGGAGGAAAGUAUGCGGUGCAAAAGAGAGAAACUAAAGCAAUAUCUAAACUUUGUGUUCGUGAAAUUUUAAGCUUAUCUUUUGUGUGUGGAGCUUACUUUUUUGAAUUUCGCGGCCGGAAUCUAGUUUGUUUUGGUAUCGCGUAUAAUUUCGAUUGGGGGAGGCACAUGCAAAUUCGCGCCGGAAGCAGGGAAGGCACGCAUGCGCACUGCGUUUUUCACGAGUGUCACUUUCCAAAUACUGUUUAUUGUUUAGAUAAUAAGUUUCGGAACAGCGCGAAGAAUUUCAAUUAAAAGAUACUUGUCGUUUUAAGAAAAAACAACUGGUAUCCCUUCCGUGUUUUUACUUCAAACUAAAUCUCUAAGUAGAUAAAAAGAUUGCUAGAGGUGUUUAACCGACGUUGAAGACAGUGUACGUAAAGAUAGCGAGACGUAUGGAUUCACUGGUCUACCUAUAUUUCUUUAUUAUUCAUUUAAAAUAUUUCCCCUAUUCUGAUUGGCUAAAAGCACACGCAUAAUUCACCAUAACCAGUUUCUGAUGAGCAAAUUUGGACGAAUUUUGUGUUUAACGAGGAAAUGACGUCAAAAAUGCAGCGUUCAUGCAGGGUAAGGCACGUUAACCGAGAAGACUUGGGGACGAGGAUGGGUUGUUUUGGUUGUGAACUUGAAAAAUUGCGGACAUUUCACUCAUUUCAAGAGUAAGAACUAGGCGAAAAAAUAACUAAAAACAUGGCAAGAACAGCAAGAAGACAACUCGAAGGGCGACAUCUGUUGUUUGGAGAAUAUUUGCGGAGCGAGACAAACCUAAACGUGCACUAUCGAAGAUGAACUGAACAUCGAUGGAUCGAUGGAGGUAAGCAUGUUUUAAAACUAGGAAUUAUUUUGACUGAAUAAUAAAACAAUUAUUGAAUUAGGCUUUCGUAUAAUAUGAAGAAUUAUGGAGAUAUCGGAGGGCACGGCCUUGACGGAUAACACCCUCCUCAAUCUCCAUAAUUCUUCAUAAGAUACUCAGCCUCAUUCAUUAAUUGUUAAAUAAUCAACAUAAGAGAGUGAGAGGGCUCCCAUGACGGUGAUGACCCAGCUUCCAAAUUAUAAAAUGAUACCAGCGUGAGACAAAUUCGUAUUCACACUGACAUUAAAACAUACUCACCGACCAAAAGAAACUAUUAAUCACUGUUGAUUUUCCGCUUAAUGUUCAAGAAUUUUAAGGUUUUUAAUCAUCGUCUUUUUUUCAGGGCUGCAGUAGUAACUCUUAAUGGUGCAACCGGGGGAGGAAUCUUCGCAAUAGUAUUCAGGUAACUUAGAAUUAGUUUAAAAUACAUUUUCCUUGAUUUUAUCAAAGAAACCUUUCGAUUGUGAUUAGAUAGUCGACGGCUAGCACAUUUCGUGCCUGGAUAAUUUUUGGAGUACGACUGAAUUAAGAUCAAAUACGAGUUCCCAAACUAAAUUAGCGUGCCUGAUUUAAUAACUUCUCACGUACUACAGCACGGAAUUACUAAAGUCUCGUAGACUACUCGAGAUUGAAACUCUUUGUUAUGCCGAUCAAAUCUCAGUAAAGGUCGCUAAUAAUAAAAGCAGAGGUGGCAAAAUGGAGACAUCACUUUUCCCAGCAAAAACGCCAAGAACUAAAAAUUCAAAACAUAUAAUUUAAAAAAAAAAAUGAUAAGUCCUACACAUUUAAAAAUAAAUAGAUAGAUGAACAAACAAAGACAAAAAAUGGGCAAUUGUGUUGAAACUCAGGUUACAGUGAUAGUUUGAAUUUCUCGUUGUUCUGUGCACUGAAAUGUUGGCUUAGGGGAGGAGUAGGUGGGCAGUUUCCCAGAAACGUAUAAUUAUCUGGGAGGAGUUCAAGCUCUUCUUCUGUCGUAGUACUGUGCCUUUGUCAAGGCUUAUUGGUGUAAAGAUACAUUGUCCUCGCCUACAAAUAAAACGACCAACCUAUGUAAACACUGGCAAAUGUCGACUGUUUUAUCAUCAUUCUAACCUGAGGCGUCUUUUUUUUCAGUUACUUAAAGUACAAGAACAAGCUGAUAAUCGACAUAUUUGUAACCGGAAUUUUAUCUGGACUAGUCAGCAUUACUGGUGAUAGUAAAAUGUUCAUGAUUUUUUACCUGCUUAUUUUUUUAUGAAAGAAUAGGCCUUUUUCAAAAUCAGGCCAUGAUACUCUUUGUUGUACCUCCAAAAUUUUGCAUAGGCAUUGUUUUUCAGCUUCAAUUGGGACUUAGGCUGUGUGCAAACGGACGCAACAUUGUUGUUACAUGUUGCGUCCGUUUGCACACCCUGUUGCAUGUUGCUGGACGUUGUUGCUUGCUGUUGAGCCAAGUUUGAAACCGGUCAAACUUUUCAGCCAACAACUCCCAAUAUUUUUUUUGUUCCGUGAUCGCCAAAGCGUAGCGCAACAAUUUUGGAUCUGUUUACACAGCUCUUCCAACAUUGUUGGGGCCACGAACGCUCAUUACGCAUGGUUUAUAAAGACUUAUGGGUUGUAUCCUUCCCACGACACACUGUAGGUGCCAACAUUGUUGUGAGUUGUUGCAUCCGUUUGCACACCACUGCCAACACGCACGCAACAACUCCCAACAUUGUUGGCGCAACAAUGUUGGGAGUUGUUGCGUCCGUUUGCACGCAGCCUUACAACCGCCCCAAGAGGAAUUGAAAACAAUUGGCUAAUGCAAAAUAUUGGAAAAACAACAAAGAGUAUCACGACAUUUUGAAAAAGGCCUAUUCUUUUAUUCUAUUUGAAUGUGAUAUAAGAAGUUAUACAUGGCUCAAGCGACAAUAUUACAACAAAAUUCCACGUAAUUAAUCCCUCAAAAGCUGGGCACCUUCUCUAGAUUCCGGGCUAACAAUAUUUCCAAAUGAAACGAUAUAGUCAUGAUUUCUGUUUAUUAUUCCAUAUCCAGCCAUUUCGCCAGUUGUCUCCCCAUGGGAGAGCCUACUGAUCGGUUUCAUUGGUGGCGCUAUCGGAUGCUUUGGUGUUCUUCUGUUAGAGCGAAUGCGUAUAGACGAUCCAGUGCAUUGUAUUUCCACGCACGGUAUCGCUGGCCUUUGGGGUGUUGUAGUGGUAGGACUCGUAGUCGAAGAGCACCCUUUGAUGUCUAAAAGCCGUGGAGUAUUUAAAGGUGGCAGUUGGAGAGUCCUUGGAAUACAAGUUCUCGUCGCCGUCAGCAUUGUCCUUUGGACCUCAAUUACCACAUUUGUUCAGCUCUAUGUGAUUGAUAAAGUGAUUGGCCUGCGCAUGCCCCGUGAGAAAGAGAUCGACGGGGCAGACGUCUGGGAGCAUGGGAUCCAGGUUGUCGACCACAAUAAAAAACAGCAGCAGGUUGACCCAAUUCAUAUCAGUGAAUGA
Porites lobata is the source of this 11822-nucleotide messenger RNA. The record is from the annotation of a GenBank genome assembly. Lineage: Eukaryota; Metazoa; Cnidaria; Anthozoa; Scleractinia; Poritidae.